Molecule: messenger RNA, 1176 nt
Organism: Lasiosphaeria miniovina
Lineage: Eukaryota; Fungi; Ascomycota; Sordariomycetes; Sordariales; Lasiosphaeriaceae
Product: concanavalin A-like lectin/glucanase domain-containing protein
Exons: 5
Coding region: 1-1176 (391 amino acids)
Biological process (GO): glucan catabolic process
Molecular function (GO): hydrolase activity, hydrolyzing O-glycosyl compounds
Source: RefSeq, a predicted model, not a curated record
AUGGCUCCACAAUUCUACGAAGCGAAGAGAUCACGUUGGUACGAUCUGUGCAAAUGGAGGCUAAUACCUUGGGCUGCAGCGGCUACGGUAGUAGUUGCUAUUGCUGUCGUGAUUGCAGUUCCCGUCAUUGUUGCGAGGCACAAAGCAAACGCCAACGCCGACGCGGAUCGGUAUCCGAACUACACUAAACUGAACUAUUCAAUAAACGAGACGUAUUCAACCGCGCGCUUCUUCGACAACUUCAACUACCGCACUGGCGGCGAUCCAUCCAAUGGACACGUCCACUAUGUCGACCUAGAAUAUGCCGUGGCCUAUAACCUAACUCCAACCUUGAUCGACUCUGUCAUGGUCAAGGUCGACACAUCUAUCGGCCCCUCCUCAAGCCCAGACGCUUCAACGGGUCGCUUCUCAGUGCGCCUUGAAUCAAAAAGACAAUACAACCAAGGACUCUUCGUCUUCGACAUCAAACAUACUCCAUAUGGAUGUGCGACCUGGCCGGCUCUUUGGCUCGCUGACCCGUACAGCUGGCCAGCCCACGGUGAGAUAGAUGUCAUGGAGGCCAUCAACCAUGCGGCCCCAUCCGACCCCAACCCGGGGAACCUGGUGACUCUGCACACAGACGCGUCCUGCAGCAUGGAUGUCAAACGCAACAUGACAGGCUCCACGCCCGAGGUGUUUGGCUCCGGAACGCCGGCAACCGACUGCGACGUCAGCCCUGGCACAAACAACAACGCGGGCUGCGGUGUUACAGGCGGCCCUACGACUUACGGGGGAGCGUUCAACGCGGCUGGCGGCGGCAUCAUGGCUGUCGAGUGGCGCUCCGAGGGCAUUCGGAUAUGGCAGUUUGGGAGGGCAGCCAUCCCCGCUGAUAUCGGGGCCGGCAAGCCCGACCCUAGCAUCUGGCCCCCACCGCUGGCUGACUUCCCUAAUACAAACUGUGAUAUUGGCGGGCACUUCAAGAAUGCUAGCAUUAUCGCCAAUAUUGACUUGUGCGGGGAUGCUAUCCCGGAGAGUGUGUGGGCUGCGUCGGGUUGUCUUACCCCUUGUGUCGGUUCGCACAAGUGCGUUGGCGGCUGGACUCAGAACAACUGUACUGACUUCGUGUCGAAUAAUCCCCAGGCGUUUAUAAAUGCGUACUGGGAGUUUGGCGAAUUCAAGGUCUAUCAGAGUUCUUGA